AUGGUCGCCGAUUCCCUUGUCUACCACCCCUCGGUGGCCCAUUAUCUUAAAUUCGUUGCUACCACUGUAGGCCGCGAUAAGCUGCUCCGAACUUUCCAAUACUUUUCUCGAUUCUACGCCUGGUACCUUUUCCGCACGAAUGGCACCCCGGCAGAGAUUGCUCCUUUCGAGGCCAUUAAGAAACAAUUCGGUCUUGCUCGCAAAUUGAUGCGUGUGGGCAAGAACGUUGAGCACUUCAAAGCCGCUGCAAUUGCGGCAGAUUCCAAGAACUUGGAUCCGGUUGUGAAAUACUGCGCUGUUGGUAGACAGCUUGGAUAUGCUGGAUACCUCACAUUCGAUGCUGUUACAUAUUUGGAUGCCGCUGGGAUCCGGAAGAGCCCUGCGACACAGCGAUUGCAAAGAGAGGCUUAUAGGUGCUGGAUGAUCGGAUUGCUCUUCAGUGCUGUCUCGGGCACAUAUUCGCUAUACCAAUUAAGACUUCAGCAGUCUAGAAUUGAUAAGAAAGAUGGCGAGGGUGCAGUUGCUACCAAGAGAAUUGAGAAGGAACGCUCCGCCAUUAACCUCCAGCUCCUCUCAGAUCUUUGCGAUCUCACCGUACCUACAUCAGCCAUUGGAUUGACGAACUUUGAUGAUGGAUUUGUUGGUUUGGCGGGCACAGUGAGCAGUUUGAUAGGCGUUUACACUGUGUGGAAGAAGACUGCUUAA
This is a messenger RNA of Mollisia scopiformis, 705 nucleotides long. Its product is annotated as putative peroxisomal membrane protein PMP27. The transcript is spliced from 2 exons. Bases 1 to 705 code for a protein of 234 amino acids. Gene Ontology annotation, cellular component: peroxisomal membrane. Lineage: Eukaryota; Fungi; Ascomycota; Leotiomycetes; Helotiales; Mollisiaceae. Gene Ontology annotation, biological process: regulation of peroxisome size; peroxisome fission. The record is from RefSeq and is a predicted model, not a curated record.